Cetraspora pellucida is the source of this 2286-nucleotide messenger RNA. NCBI's taxonomy places the organism in Eukaryota, Fungi, Glomeromycota, Glomeromycetes, Diversisporales, Gigasporaceae. The record is from the annotation of a GenBank genome assembly.
AUGUCCGAUAUUUCUCAUGUAAAACUUGAAAUUGAGGAGACACCAGAUAAAAAUAAGAAAAUUUUGGAAAUUGUCGGCUCUCCUAACUCGAAAUAUAUCGCUACAUUAGACCAAGAUAGCAAUAUUAAUCUUUAUUCUAUUGAUAAUCAAGGAAAACUUUUAAAGAACAUAAAAACAAAUCAUAUUAAUAAUAUUUGCACCAAAGGAAAAGGUGAAAGGUUAUUUGCAAUUUCAAAUAAUAAAUGUGUUUCAAUUGGUCUUGAUAGAGACAAGCCCUAUAAUUUCAAAAUUUUCGAUUUUGAAAAUGAAAAAGAAGUAUUAUUUAGAUUUCCAGAUUGGCAAAAGGAAAUUGACUUCUUAUCUUUUAUUGCGAACGGAGAUAUUAUAAUUGUCAAUACUAAAUAUUAUAGAGCAUAUGUUUUUUCAAAUAAAAAUAAUAUUAGUUGGGAUUGUAAAUCAAUGAUUGAGCUGAAAUAUUUUAAAAAAAUUUAUAUUACUCUUAAAGGCAAAUUGAUCAUAUUUAAUGAUACUAUUUAUGAGAUCACGAUGUGGGACGUUGAAAAAUUAUCGAUUAAAACUCGUAUCUUAAUAGAUUGGGAUUUUACACCUGAAUCUAUUGAAAUUAGUGAUGAUGAAGAAUUAUUAGUAGUAUGUGCAAGAAAUGUGAAAACCAAAAAAACAUGUUUAUAUAUUUUUUCCACCGAAACUGGGAUAAAUCUGUCAUUCUUUACUACCAAAGAUGCAAUAGAUAGAUUUCACUUGAUCGCUUCCAGAAAAGGGGAAAGAUUAUUGUACAUUUCGGACGAUCCGUAUAAUUUAAACCAUCAAUAUAAUUUAAUGGACCCUUAUAACCUAAAAAAUCCAAUAGAUGCGGGUGUGCUUUUUGAAAGGGACAAAAUUCCAAUUCGAGAUCCAUACAUUAUUCUGUCGGAUGAAAUAUCGGAUAAAAUAGUUUAUACAAUUGAUGGAAGAGUUUUAAUUGAAGAACUAGUGCCUAAUAAUUGGGUCAAAUACUUACGAAAAGAACUGAAUGACACAAAUAGAAUUACAACUCUGUCUAAAAAGACAAUUGAUAUUAUAGCUGAAAUUAUAAACAAAUUAACUGAUGAUUAUAAUGUUAAUAGGAAAGAAUUUGAAGGAGAAUCUUUAAAAUGGGGGUUAGAAUUAGACGAUAAAUCUGUCAGAAUUACAGCAAUUGAUUAUAAUCAUCGCAAAAUGGAAUGGAACCCAGAUGAUAAAAAAAAGCAUCUAGACAUUCUUCCAUCAUUUUAUCCGAAUGGAAAAGAUUUUAUACUAUGUUGUGAAAUUCUUGAAAAUGAUGAUUUAAUUAUGAUUACACGUAUUGGUGUAAUUAUCUGGACAUAUAGACGUUUUGAAAUUAAGAUGCAUUAUUACUGGAAUUAUUGGAAUGAUCGUUUGGAACAGUUCGAAUUUGAAAUGAUAAAGUUUAAAAAUUUCUUUAAGGACUGGACUCCAGGAAGAAUUCUUCCUGCUUCUAAUUACGAAACAAUCUAUAAAAAUCUGGAUGUUAAAUUUGGCGAAGAAGAAAUACAGCUCUUUGAAACGUUUUUGAAAGAUAAUAUCCUUGAUGAAUUUUAUUUAAACUGUUACGGAAAAAUUCUCAUGGAAACAUUUAUUAAAUUAAAGGAUGAUAAAUGGAUUCGAUAUUUAGGAGGUAGCUGUAUGGAUAAAUUUGUGCAAGAUAAUAAUCAUUUAAUUCCUAAAAUUUCUUUAUUGAGUAUUAUUUUUGAGAACUUUAAUAGAUUAUCAGAGAAUCACCCUUCAUUUUUAAAAAGUGUUUUGUCUGUGGUAGGAUUUGUUGUUCCUUCUAACAUUGUGAUUACAAACUCUUUUUCUUCACAUUUUUCCAGCUAUGGCAAAUACCACCAUUUAUCUAAAACAUCGUUUCUUGAUAUAUUAUUUUCUAUUCUUUGGAUUCGUUGGGUCAGUUUUCAAGCUAGUUUUCAAAAAUUUCAUGAAAGUUAUCUUUUUCAAUGUUUUUACGAAUGUCACAUAAUUAAACUUCGUGAACAUAUAAUUGAUAUCGAAAAUAAUAAAUGGUUAGGUUAUAAAAAGCCUUACAUUUCAAAUAAUCUUAAAGAAGUUAUUCUAAUCCCAGAAGAACAGCCCUCUCUUACACAAAUUGAAGAGUCUAUCAGAGAGCUGAAAAAUUCAAUUAAAGAGUUAAAAGAAUCAACUAAAGAGCUGAAAGAAUCAACUAAAGAGCCUUCUCUUGCACGAAUUGAGAACGAUAUUAAAGAACUAAAAGAUCAACUAAAGAGCUAA